CUGGACCGGAAAUACAUCUGCCUGAAAUAAGGCGGACCGGAAGUGUCGUUAGUUGGUUGUGCUCUCGGUGCGCUGGCGGUGAAAUUCUCUCGCUAGCUGCGGAGCAAAUUCUCCACUUUGUGAACGUCGACGUUUCAGUCCAAUGGGAGACAGUGAUGACGAGUUCGACAGGAGGAGGCGGGACAAGUUCAGGAGAGAGAGGGGCGACAUGGAGCGGUCGAGGGAGAGGGAGGAGCGGAGGCGGGACGACUGGCCUGACAGGGACUGGGACCGUGGCCGAGAGAGGAGGAGGGAUUACGAUCGCGGACGCAGAGAGAGGUUCUCUCCACCUCGACACAUCAGUCCUCAGCACAAACGCAUGAGGAGAGACUGGGACGACCACCGAGGGGGGGAGCCGUACCGCUACGACCUUCCGUACGGAGGAGGAGGAGGAGGAGGAGGAGGGGGUCCGUUUCCGGGGGCGGGGCCUCAGGGCUGGCAUCCCGACCUCCCCCACCUUCAUCCUCACCAUGGAGGUCACCCGCUGCAGGGCAGGUUGGGGAUGAUGGAUCCCGACCUCCCACCUCCUGGUCCUCCCACAAUGAGGAGCUUCAAGGAGUUCCUGUUGAACAUGGAGGACAGCGUCGACGAGACGGAGGCCGUGAAGCGCUACAACCAGUACAAGCUGGACUUCCGGCGGCAGCAGCUGCAGGACUUCUUCCUCCAGCACAAAGAACAGGAGUGGUUCCGCUCAAAGUACCACCCUGACAACAUUACCACCAGAAAGGCGGAGUCUCUGGCCGCCCUCAAAACCCGGCUCGGCGUCUUCCUCUUCCUGAUGGACAACAAUUGGCUGGACAACGUGUCGCUGGACAUGGACCACUGUCCCGCCAUCAUCAAACUCCUUGAUGCAGCCGUGAUAAAGAUGGAGGGAGGAACAGACUUUGACCUGCAGGUGCUGGAGGCGCCAGCUGCUCCUGUGGCAUUGCUGGCGGCACCGACCGGGGGGGAGGCAAGCAGCGCCAGCGGAAGCAGCAACAGCAACAUCAGUAGCAGCAGCAGCAGUGGAGGAGGAGGAGGAGCAGCCGGGGGGGAGAAGAGUCAAGGAGAUUCAAGUGGAGGAAGCGUCAGCGGUCAGACGACUUCGGAGGCGACCGGGAGUCGGACGGAGGCGACGACCAGCGGCGAGACGAGCGAGACAAAAGAUAAGGACUGUGAAGAAGAGGCCAAGCAGAACGGAGAAAAGGAGAAGGACGAAGAGGGCGAGGAGGGGGAGGAAGAGGAGGAGGAGGAAGAGGGGGAGGAGAAGAAAGAUGAUGAGGAGGAGGAGGAGGGGGAGGAGAAGACGACGAAGAAGAAAGGCAGGAAGAGGAAACGGAGCGUGUCGGCGGACAGUGGGGAGGGCAGCGCCUCUGACUCUGACUCCUCCCACUCUGACGGAGACAAGGAGGAAGAUGACGAAAAGGAGGAAGAGGAGGAGGACCGAGCGGAUGAGCGUCGUAAGGAGCGGGGGAAGGAGAGGGAGAAGGAGGCUCCAGCGAAACCCCGCCCCCUCCACCUCACCACCUCCCUGUUCAUCAGGAGCAUCCCACCUGAGGUGUCCAAGGAGGAGAUCACUGCUCUGUGUCGCAGGUACCCGGGCUUCCUGCGGGUGGCACUGUCGGACCCUCAGCCCGAGAGGAGGUUCUUCAGGCGGUGCUGGGUGACGUUCGACCGCGGUGUGAACAUCAAGGAGACCUGCUGGAACCUCCAGAACAUCAGGCUCAGGGACUGUGAAUUGUCUCCGGUGGUCAACAGAGAUCUGUGUCGACGCGUCCGCAACGUCAACGGUCUUACUCACCACAAACCAGUGCUGAGGAAUGACAUCCGCCUGUCGGCCCGACUCGUGCACAGCCUGGACCAGCGGGGAGAGCUAUGGGCUGGACAGAUGGAGACGAACCCCGUCCUGAAGAACAUUACAGAUUACCUGAUCGAGGAGGUGAGCGCUGAGGAGGAGGAGCUGACAGGUGCCGCCGGGGGCAACGCCGACGGAGGGGGCGACGCCAAAGACCCCGCCUCCUCCUCCUCGGAUGUUACCGUGGAGACGGACGACAAGCUGAUGAAGGUGCUGGACAGACUGCUGCUCUACCUGCGUCUGGUUCACUCUGUAGAUUAUUAUAACUUCUGUGAAUAUCCUGCUGAGGAUGAGAUGCCUCAUCGCUGUGGCCUGAUCCAUGUACGAGGACCCCUACCUGUGGCCAAGAUCACUGCAGCCGAGGUGAGCGAACAUCAGAGGAUGUGUGAGGAGCGUCUGUCUCCACUGCUGUCGCCCUCGGAGACGCUGAGCGAAGAUGACGCCGCCAGACUCGGAAAGAAGGAGCCGGAACAAGAGGUGGAGAAGUUCCUUUCAGCCAACGCUCAGGAGCUCAGUAAAGACAAGUGGCUCUGUCCUCUGAGUGGCAAGAAGUUCAAGGCUCCAGAGUUUGUCCGUAAACACAUCCUGAACAAACACGGAGAGAAGGUCACCGCCGUGCGACAGGAGGUCGAGUUCUUCAACAACUUCCUACUAGACGCAAAGAGACCGGCUCUACCUGAGAACAAGCCCCUCCUACCGCUGGUGCAAGCGACGCACCCUGGUGUUCCCGGAUUUCCUGGUCAGGCGCCGCAACAGCAAAGCCUUCUGGGAUAUCCCCCUGGAGUCAGACCACCGAUGCCCGGCUUCCCUGGUGGGGGACCUCCGUACCCUCCUAACCAGUUUGGGGUUGGCCGUGGUAACUACGACAACUUCAGAGGACAUUUAGGAGGAGGAGGAGGAGGAGGAGGGGUGUUUCCUGGGAAACAGAGAAACAACAGGGGCGUUCGAGGGGACCCCCGAUCGAUCAUUGAGUACCGAGACCUCGACGCUCCCGACGACCUCGACUUCUUCUGAACACAACAACGUCGAACCACAGGAUGGUUUUUUGUUUUUGUUGUUUUUUAAAAACUUUUUUUAUUUCCAUGAUUCUCAUUAUCUUCCCUCCAUCUUUAGCUUGUCUUUUAUUGUUUAGUUAGGACUGAGAGUGUGUGUGUGUGUGUGUUUGUGAGACUGUGGGUGUGCGUGUGUGACUGUGUGUGUGACUGUCAGCAAUUAGUGAUGAUGAUCUGAUUCGUUCACUUUCCAAUAAAGCUCCUUUGAGGAAGACUAAUGAUGAA
Molecule: messenger RNA, 3150 nt
Organism: Scophthalmus maximus (turbot)
Lineage: Eukaryota; Metazoa; Chordata; Actinopteri; Pleuronectiformes; Scophthalmidae
Product: serrate RNA effector molecule homolog
Exons: 21
Coding region: 143-2887 (914 amino acids)
Biological process (GO): primary miRNA processing; mRNA processing
Cellular component (GO): nuclear body
Molecular function (GO): nucleic acid binding
Source: RefSeq, a predicted model, not a curated record